AUGGUCGAGACAGUCCGCAGCGAACACGCCCCCGCGUUCUACGAAAAGAACAUAAACUACACCACCACCACAAUCAGCAGCAGCGGGAGCGGAAGUAGUAGCAACAGCAGCAGCAGCACAAGUUUCAGCAGCAUCUUCUCCAACCCGAAACCGUCGGCCUACGCAGACGCCUCGUCGAUGGACUUCCUCCGCAGCACGUCCUCCUCCUCAUCCUCCUCCGCGUCGUCGUACUCCGCGCCCGCGCACCAUUUAUCCGAAGACACGCUUUGUCAUUCAAGCACCUCGCCGUCCUCCAUCGCCACCACACCCCCGGGGAAAAAGGUCUCGUCCGGCGACGGCGGUUUGUUUAUGGGCCUGAGCAGCUCGACAGGCAGGCGUGAGAGUCAGCGGCGGAGCAGGGGACGGUAUUCCGACGAGGACGCGGACGACGAGGAUGAUAUGGCCGAGCACUCGUCGUUCGACUACGGCGGCCGCUCAUACAGCACACCACAGCCCUCACCUUCACGGCCGUCGGCGGCGCAAAGUUCGUUGCAGAUGCAACUUCACCAGCGUAGACUACUCCUGCUCGACCAGCAGCGCCGGCACGGAUCCGAUGCCGAGGACGAGGUGGAGGUGGAUGAUGAGGAGGAGGACGGGUAUCGGAGUAUGCGUCUGAAUCUAUCUGGCCGCGAGCAGACGAGCGAGUACGUGUUUAAGCGGCAGCCGAUGCCGUCGCCGUCGGGCGAUCUGCCGAUGGAGGAGGGGAGUAUAUACGGCGGCGAGCAGUAUUCGCAUGGCGGCGAUGAGCAGCAGUUCCGGACACGGCUGCAGCAGUUUCAGCAGCGACAGUCUCAUGCGCAGCAGCUACUACAACAACAACAGCAACAACAGCAACAACAGCAGCAACAGCAGCAACAGCAGCAGAUGAUGAUGAUGAACUUUGAUAUACUCAGCGAGGCAGCUAGUCGGGCCGAGAUGGAGAUUCUGGCGGAUGACAUGGGCGAGAUGGAGUUUUAG
Molecule: messenger RNA, 996 nt
Organism: Myxozyma melibiosi
Lineage: Eukaryota; Fungi; Ascomycota; Lipomycetes; Lipomycetales; Lipomycetaceae
Exons: 1
Coding region: 1-996 (331 amino acids)
Source: RefSeq, a predicted model, not a curated record